Messenger RNA from Epinephelus lanceolatus (giant grouper), 841 nucleotides. RefSeq lists its product as uncharacterized. Lineage: Eukaryota; Metazoa; Chordata; Actinopteri; Perciformes; Serranidae. The record is from RefSeq and is a predicted model, not a curated record.
AUGGCCACCUCAAAUGCAAAAGGUGAAAAAGUGUCCAAAUUUGAGACAUUGAAACUAUUGGAGAAAUGCAGAAAGGAAAGAGAUGAUGCCUUGCACAGAGAGAACGUCCUCAGAGAGAAGCUCAGACAGUAUGAGUCGAGGAUGCGUUCAACUGAGGCUCUGAAACAGAAACUCAAGACCUUGACCAUGGACAACAAAGAGCUGAGGAAACAAGUGAAGACUCUUCGCACUGAGAUUGGACUUGAGUGCAGCCCCAAGUUCAAUGGAAAGACCACAAAGGACAUAAUCAAUGACUUGCAUGAAAAGGACCGUGAUUGCAUUUCCCUGGUGGAGAAGGCUGGGAAACUGAGUCUGACUAUUGAUGACUUGACUUCAGAGUUGGCAAAUACAGUCACCUCUAAAACACUAUUAGAGGAUCAAGUGCAGUCACUGCAGCAAAAUCUCAAGGAUAUGACAAAUAAUCAGCGCCGCUUGCUGAAGCUAUGGGAAGACAAGAAGGUCCAGAGGGAGCAGCUUGCCCUCCCUGCGAUAGCUCAGAAACCUGGACAGAAACCAUUUGUCCAUAAAGCAGUUCAAACUGAGAUGUCUGUCAGUGCAUCCCAAAAGCUCCCCGUCAAUGCUUUUGAGACCAAACCAUUCUCUCGGGAAAAUGAUAAAAAGACUGUUUUGGAUAAACACAGUUUUCCAGCUUAUGGAAAUGGCUUUCAUCAUGACAAGAAAGCUUUCAUGCAUGAUGAAAGUAAAGGAAUUAAGAAUUGAUUCGCCUCAUUGACUGACAGCCUGUAGCACUCUGCGCUGACAAAGCAGAGAUACAGCACAUAAUUAUAGGACUAAUGUGUGA